AUGUUCUGGCGCUUUGGCGGGUACGCGCAGCUGUCGUCGCUGGACAGCAUCCUCGACAAGCCCGACGUGACGGUUGAGGAGCUGCUGGACGAGUCAGACCUCAUCCAAGAGCUCAAGCAGCAGAAUUCGAAGCUGAUCGAAUACCUCCGCGACGAGAAGGUCCUGGAGCGUUUGCUGCGCUACGUGAUCGCUCCGAAGCCCCUCAACUCGCCCAAAGAUGACGCCCAGUCCGAGUCCCAGAAGAGCGAGGGCUUCUUUGGGCGCGUCCGGGCGCGCUCGACGUCAGUCAAGUCCGACCCGGGCGAUGGCGAAGAGAGCAAGGAGGAGAAGCAGCGCAUGAAGUAUGCUUAUGUGGCCUGCGAAAUCCUGUCUUCCGAGGUCUGGUCCAUAUCCGAAGCCGUGCUGGAGAACCAGGACAGCCUGCGCCAGUUCUGGAACUACAUCAAGCAGCCAGCGCCGCUCGAUCCCGUGCAAGCUGGCUACUUCAGCAAGGUCAACGAAUCGCUGCUCGAUCGCAAGAUGGAGGAGAUGCUCGAUUUCUUCAAGUCCAUCGACAACGUUGUGACCGACAUGCUGCAACACGUCGACUGCCCCAUGAUCAUGGACCUGCUGCUGAAGAUGAUUAGCUUGGAAAAGAGCGAGGGCGGCCAAGGAAUUGUAGACUGGCUUCAGUCGCAGAACCUGGUUUCGCAACUGGUUUCGUAUCUGGCGCCCGACCAGCCCUCCAAUUGCCAGACCUCAGCCGGAGACUUUCUCAAGGCUAUCAUUACCAUCUCUGCAAAUGCCACCACCCAGGAUACCCAGGUAAUAGGACCCAACGAACUCACGCGCCAACUGGUUUCAGAACCGUGCAUCAAGCAGAUGAUUGGGUACAUGCUCCACGGUGGCAAUCCGCUCACCGUCAGCGUCGGAAUCAUCAUUGAGGUCAUCCGGAAGAACAAUUCUGAUUAUGAUCUGGAGAACCAGAUAGGUCCGGUGCCCAAAACCUCCGACCCGAUCUACUUGGGAACCCUUCUCCGACAGUUUGCAAACCACAUCCCCCAGUUCAUGGAGCUGGUCCACACCACUAGGCAAACUAUAUCCAAUAAAGACGGCUCAACCACCUCUAGGAAAAGGGAGCUCAAGACCGCUUUUGGUGAGAAGAUCGAGCCUCUCGGCUUUGACCGCUUCAAGACCUGCGAAUUGAUGGCAGAGCUUCUGCACUGCAGCAACAUGGCGCUCUUAAACGAGCGCGGCAGCGAAGCUGAGGUCAAGCGAAGAGACGCCGAGCGUGACCGGCUAAAGGCCGAAGGGAAGUUGACGGCUCGAGACCCCAACGCGGGCGACUUUUCAACGAGCGUUGAUAGUCAUGGCUUUCACCACGCUCGGGCGCCAUCUAGUGAAUCGCCGGAAGAGAUCAAGCGACUCGAGGUGCAGAACAACUCUGAGGACGACUUUGAGAAGGUUAUUGCGCCCGAAGCACCAUCCGCAGAGAAGGCUAAUAUCGAUAAGGAACAUGUUGGCGAGCCGCUGGAGCGAUCACCCAAGACGGAACCCAAGGAAUCUGGUGUUGGCAAGCCUGAAGAAGCCGAGGGAGAGUUCGUUGACGAGCCUUUAUCCCCUGUAAAGGACGCUGCGUCGCCUGCCAAGGACACCGCUUCGCCUGCAGCGGGCACACCUGGUAAGGUUGCAGAUGACGCAGAGUCGCCUACAUCGGCCGGUCUCUCCGCCAAGGUUGGUGGGUUGGGUCUCGAUAAUGAUACUGUCAUGGGCGAUACAGAGGAGAGCCAAAAAUCACAACCACCUGCAAGGGAGGAGAAGCCAACGCCACCUUCACUUCUGACCCAGCAGCUCACAAAGGCGGAGACAGAUCAAUCGGAGGAGAAGGACCUCUCGCCACAUCCAGAAGACAAACCUGCACCAUUGUUCUCUGGUAAGAACAAGGACACAGAUACCGCCGAGACUCCGAAACCAGAUGCUGCCCAUUUUAUGACAAGUGCUGCUGAAAGCGAGGAGUCGGAAGUCACGCCCAUCGAUGAGAGUAGCGAGACGAGAUCUGUCCUUUUCGGAGGUAUUGAAGCUCAAUACGCACCGCAGUACGAAGUCGAUGUGGACGGUUCGCCUGUUGUGGGAGACCUGCUCAAGAUCCAGUUUGUAGAGAACAAGGUUGUACCAACAAUCUUUGACUUCUUCUUCCGGUUCCCGUGGAACAACUUCCUCCACAACGUUGUAUACGAUGUUGUACAGCAAGUGUUUAAUGGACAGAUGGAACGCGGCUACAACCGCAGCCUUGCCAUCGAUCUCUUCGAAACCGGACGCAUCACCGAGCGCAUCAUUGAAGGUCAGCAGGCGAGCGACAAGGCGCAAGCAGAAACACACAUGCGUCUUGGCUACAUGGGCCAUCUCACCCUGAUCGCAGAGGAGGUCUUGAAGUUCACCGAGCGCCAUCCAGCAGAACUUCUCUCGCAGUCGGUCUUGGAGAAGGUCAUGAGCCAGGCAUGGAUAGACUACGUGGAGCAGACCCUGGCAGAAACAAGAGAGCGCGAUAACGCUAUUCUCGGUGGUGUACGUCCUGACAUGAGCGUCGGCCCUCGACAAGCCGUCCUCAACGCAGUUAACGCUCAAUCGGGCUUCAGCAAUGACGGAGGCUCUUCCCUCGCCAACGCAAAUAGCGGGAACAUUGGGCUUGAUAGCAUGGAACUUACUAACCCGGACAACGGCGGCGGAUACACAUUUAGCGGCGGUUCCUUACUCAGCGGAUUCACGAACUCGAGCGACGAGGAGGACGAGGAGAUGGACGAGGGCGGCGAAGAAAGAGAGCGCGAGCCACGGCAGCCUCCUGUGAGUGACUCGGAACAAGUGGGUGAACUCUCAUUUGAAGACGUCGAGAUGGACUACCGAUAA
Messenger RNA from Paraphaeosphaeria sporulosa, 2883 nucleotides. RefSeq names its product extragenic suppressor of kinetochore protein 1. The transcript has 2 exons. Lineage: Eukaryota; Fungi; Ascomycota; Dothideomycetes; Pleosporales; Didymosphaeriaceae. Gene Ontology annotation, molecular function: protein phosphatase binding; protein phosphatase regulator activity. Gene Ontology annotation, cellular component: nucleus; cytosol. The coding region runs from base 1 to 2883 and encodes 960 amino acids. The record is from RefSeq and is a predicted model, not a curated record.